AAUGAGGUCGUGGGGUCACUUGAAUAGUUCCAGAAUCAGUCAACAAUAUCUUGUAAUUUUAUGAAGAUUGCGCAUAAACAUGGGAGGAAUAUCCACCAAAAUAGCGUUUGAAGUGUGUGUGGUAACAGGAGACUACAGUGGCGAUGAAUUAGGUCCUGGAGUUAACAUGGUCAUGUUUGAUCACUGUGGUAAUCAGUCACCGACAAUUACUUUGGAUAAUAUAUUUCAAAAUGAUAUUGACUAUACACAAGCAAAAUUCACCAUUGAUUUACAGGCCUGGAGUCGACUUAAAGUGUUUAAACGACUACACCAUAUCGAAUUUUGGUGUACUACUCAGUCUUAUCCACCACCUGCUUGGUUUUUAGAUAGAGUGAUUAUUAGGGAUAGAAGAUUUGGGAUGACUGCUGAAUGGAAAUAUUUUUUCUUUCCUGUACAUCAGUGGAUUAGUCAAGACCACCAAUAUGUUGUUCAUGACUGUGAGGCCUGGAUUCCUCAAUUGGAACCCUUUCCAGAGUUAAGAGAAGAGGAAGUUAGUAGACGUAUGCAAUUUUUUACUUUAUUCCAACGCUCAAAGGGUUUGCCAGUCGAAUUACAAGAAAUCCCACCUUCGGAGUUGUUCUCAUCAGACUCUCGAUGGGAUAUUGAGCCUUUAGUUCUGGAAGUUAUUGAACGUACUGGUCUGGCUGAAGAAUACACAAGUGAAGAGUCUUGGGAUUCUCUCGACACAUUGGGAAACUUCUAUAAGAAAUAUAAUAUUACUGAACCUGUGAGUUUACAAUUUUGGAUGAUGAAUGAUAUUUGCUUUGGUGCACAACGUAUUCGUGGAUGUAAUCCAUUCACUAUUCAAGUCUGUCGUACAUUACCAAAAAGUUUUGAAAUGGUAGCGAAUUCACUGAAACCUCAUUUAGAAGGUUGGACACUACGUCAAAUGGUAUCAGCUAAUCGUUUGUACUUACUUGAUUUUCAUAUAAUGCAAGGACUUAGUUGUAAACGUGGUCGAGAAUUAUGUGCACCAUUAGCUAUCUUUUUUUAUACUGAAAAGAGACAAUUAAAGCCAAUUGCGAUUCAAUUGAAUCGUAAUUCGAAUGAUGGAAGUGGGAUCAUUCUUCCAACUGAUCCAACUUCAAUAUGGUUACAAGCAAAAUUAUGGGUUAAUCUUGCUGAUGCCUGUCAUCAUAUGAUUGUUGGUCGAUUGUUAACUCAUUUAAUAUUGGAAUCAAUCUAUGUGUCAUUACGACGUAAUGUAUCACAAUCACAUCCAAUAUAUCAUUUAGUUGCACCACAUUUCCGCAGUAUCCUACCUGUAACAAAGAAAUUAAAAGAGUGGACAUUUGAAAAUGGAUGGAUAUCUCGUAAUAUUCAAUUGUCACGUAAAGGAAUUAAACAGUUAUUAAGACGAGCUUUUAAAAAAUGGCGUUUUGAUGUAAAUGCAAAUAUUUAUCGUGAACUAGAGUCAAGAGGAGUAUUUGAUCCAAAUAGUUUAGGUAAUUAUCCAUAUCGUGAAGAUGCUAUACUUGUAUAUCAUGCAUUGGAACAGUUUAUCUCAAGCUACGUUCGUCUAUUUUACCCUGGUGGGACUGAACAAAUCAUACAUGAUAAUGAACUACAGUCUUGGAGACAUGAAAUUGCUAGUCCAAUGGAAGAAGGUGGUUUAGGCUUAGUCGGUGUCCCUGGUAGUACGAUAAAACUUCGUACGAAUUCUGGACCAGAAGAUUAUCUACAAGAUAAUGUUACAGAAGAAAUAUUUGGUUUAAAUACGGUUGAAGAAGUGGCCAAAUUUCUAAUGGGAAUUCUUUAUCUUGGUAUUAUUGUUACUGGUUCAGCGCUUCGAUUGCCAAUGUUUGAUGAGUAUGGCUUUCCAGCACAAUAUCCGUUAAGUCUAUUUGGUUCUCCUCCUUUAGAUAGAACUACAUUUUCCGAUGGUACUUUGAAUGGUGCACAUGGCAGUGUGUUUAGCUUUUCAAAUGUACAAGGUCUUGAUCGUGUAUUGGCUUCACUGCCCAAUCGUCAAAUGACAGUAGAAACUGUUCUCUACACUAGAUUGGCUAGUCGAGUUCAACAAUCUGUUUUAGGUCAAUUUGAAUCGGAUUUCAUAUUUAAAAAGAAAGCAGUUGUUCUGUUAGAUCAAUUUCGUCAUGACUUGGAAGAUGUGGCUAGACAGAUCGAUAUAAAUAACAGUGCUCGUGAUAUGCAUCAUCAGUAUCGAGCUUUAGAUCCUUCACUAAUGCCUAAUUAUCCAGGAAUUUGAUUGAUGAUCAACGAUACAUAUAUAGUUUUUUUUAAAAUAUGUGUACAAAAUAAUUGAAACAUUUUUGUCGAAUGUUAAACAAAUCAGUGCAAAUGAAAUACAUAUCCUUGAUCCCCUCUAUUGUUGUGCAUUCUUUAUCAUGAUUCAUACUAAAUUCUUAUUUAUAAUCACUUACUGUAUUCAUAAUCUGUGGUCACUUCACUAUGAUUUACUCUUAAAAUUGUCUUCCAAUAAUUUUUCUGUUUACUUUAUCUAAUAAUAUUAUUUCUUUUGACGAUCUCUUUUAUUUUAUUUCAUUUGUAUCUAUUUAUUACUUUAUCAAUAAAUACCUAGUCGAGUUUUAUUCAUCAUUAAAACUAUCCUUUAUUAUGAUGUAGCGUAGAAUGUCUGUGAUUAAUAUUGAAAAGUAUUUCUAGUGUGUAUAAUCAAAACUAGUUCAUAUAAAAUUCAUAUCAGUCAAUUACUUAAUAUUCUUUUACAAAGAAAAGCAUUAUUUUGUAUCAUUUACACUUUUAUGUUUAAUGGUGUUUAUACAUAAGUCUAAUGUAGACUAUAUUGUACCUCCUUUGUCUUAUUCAAUUACAUAACAUAUCAAUAUUAUUUUAUUCUAUUAUUCAUUAUUAUCAAACACAUUGUUGUUAUUUUUAAAUGAAUCGUUUUCUCACACUUUUCUCUCCAUUUUCAAUUUCGUGGGGUUCUUUUAUUUAUUACAACGAUUAGUUUAUUGGUAAUAUCCGAUAUCAGUAGUUUUGACAGUUUUAGUUUUGUUGACAUUACCAAAAAAGAGAAUAAUAAUGUCAGAUUGUUUUUUUUAAAAAAGGUGAUUUUAUAAACGCACUUUAGUAAUUUUUUAUAAAUAAUUAUAAUAUAGAAAUUAUUUGCACUCAAUCCUUCACCUUCUUAUUGUUGCUUAUUGAAUGUUUGUUACUUUUUAUCGGCUGAGUGUAUAUAACAAAUAAAUGAUUUAAAAGAAAGUUGAUUGGUUAC
Schistosoma intercalatum is the source of this 3235-nucleotide messenger RNA. The record is from the annotation of a GenBank genome assembly. NCBI's taxonomy places the organism in Eukaryota, Metazoa, Platyhelminthes, Trematoda, Strigeidida, Schistosomatidae.